ACUGGCUUGCCUGGGCUCACUGAGCAUGCUCAGACCCCUCAGUGUUGUCAGGCAAAAUAUAAGACAGCAGUAGCAGCAGCAGAGAUCUGCAAUAGAUAAACACACAGACCCACACACACACACACACACACACACCAGCUGGAUUGCUGCUCGCAGACACACACACCACAAAGCACAGAGAGACAGACACCGUAGAAUUGGGGAACCGUGGCUCUGGUUUCUCUAAAAUCCUAUUUUAAUGGGCUUCUUGUCAUCUAUCAUUUCAGUGGAAAACAGCCACCAAGAGAGGGAGAGGCAGGUGUGCCCUUUAAGAGGGGGAGCAGCUGAGGCAAGGACAGCAUCUGAGUCUCCAUCCUCUGUGGAGGUUUUGCUGUUCUGAAGAGUGCGAGAAAGAGAGGUGGUCAGCCAGAGCCCUCCGGUUUUCUGUUCUUGUUCCUUCCACCUGGAAAUAUGCUGCAAUGGUUGGCAGUAUUCAAAGGCCUAAACCUGUCUGAGUGAGCCCUAUGAACAGCAGACCCAAUGGACAUCAAAGGCCAGUGUUGGACAGAUGAGGAGUCGGACGGGGAGAACGAGUCGGAACAAUUCCUGUAUGGCAUUCAGGGGAGCUGCGCUGCUGACCUGUACCGCCACCCUCAACUGGAUGCAGAUAUUGAGGCAGUAAAAGACAUCUACACUGACAGUGCUGUCUCUGUUAGGGAGUAUGGAACCAUUGAUGACGUGGACAUCGAUCUUCAUAUUAACAUCGGUUUCUUAGAUGAGGAGGUUGCAACAGCUUGGAAAGUUAUCAGAACAGAGCCCAUUAUUCUGAGACUGCGCUUUUCUCUUUCUCAGUACCUCGAUGGACCUGAGCCGUCAGUAGAAGUGUUCCAGCCCUCCAAUAAAGAAGGCUUCAGCUUGGGCCUACAGCUCAAAAAGAUCCUGAGCACGUUCACCUCGCAGCAGUGGAAGCACCUCAGUAAUGAGUUCCUCAAGGCCCAGCAGGAGAAGAGGCACAGCUGGUUCAAAGCCGGAGGAACCAUCAAGAAGUUCCGCGCCGGGCUCAGCAUCUUCUCCCCCAUACCCAAGUCUCCGAGUUUUCCUCUGAUCCAAGACACAGUUUUAAAAGGGAAGCUGAGCGUCCCGGAGCUGAGAGUGACCCGCCUGAUGAACCGCUCUAUCUCAUGUACCAUGAAGAACCCCAAAGGGGAGCUCUUCAGCUAUCCGCCAAACAGCCAGACUGUGGCUGUCCCGGCGGCCAGGGCCCCUGCGCAGAUUACCACGAGGCAGCUGAUUGAAUUGUUUUUCUCAUCCCAGGCGGGCGGCCACUGCAAGAACAUCCCUACCUUGGAGUAUGGCUUCUUAGUGCAGAUAAUGAAGUACUCAGAGCAGAGGAUCCCUACGCUCAACGAGUACUGCGUGGUGUGCGACGAGCAGCACGUCUUUCAGAAUGGAUCCAUGCUGAAGCCGGCUGUGUGCACCAGGGAGCUGUGUGUGUUCUCCUUCUACACUCUGGGUGUGAUGUCCGGAGCUGCAGAGGAAGUGGCCACCGGAGCAGAGGUGGUGGACCUACUUGUGGCUAUGUGUCGAGCUGCUCUCGAGUCUCCCCGUAAGAGCAUCAUCUUUGAGCCCUACCCAUCAGUCGUUGACCCCAAUGACCCCAAGACUCUGGCCUUCAACCCAAAGAAGAAUUAUGAGAGACUGCAGAAAGCAUUGGACAGCGUCAUGUCCAUUCGGGAAAUGACCCAGGGCUCAUAUCUAGAGAUCAAGAAACAGAUGGACAAACUUGACCCUUUGGCCCACCCCCUGCUACAGUGGAUUAUUUCCAGUAACAGGUCUCAUAUCGUCAAGCUGCCUCUGAGUAGGCAACUGAAAUUCAUGCACACCUCCCACCAGUUCCUGCUGCUCAGCAGCCCCCCGGCCAAGGAGGCUCGUUUUCGCACUGCCAAGAAGCUUUAUGGCAGCACCUUCGCCUUCCAUGGUUCCCAUAUAGAGAACUGGCACUCUGUUCUGAGAAAUGGACUAGUCAAUGCCUCUUAUACCAAACUGCAGCUGCAUGGGGCAGCGUAUGGAAAGGGCAUCUAUCUGAGCCCCAUCUCCAGCAUAUCUUUUGGAUACUCAGGAAUGGGGAAAGGACAGCACCGCAUGCCCACCAAAGAUGAACUGGUGCAGCGUUACAACCGCAUGAACACCAUACCACAGAGCCGUCCAAUACAAUCAAGGUUUCUUCAGAGUCGAAAUCUGAACUGCAUCGCUCUGUGCGAAGUUAUCACAUCUAAGGAUCUGCAGAAACAUGGUAACAUCUGGGUGUGUCCAGUAUCCGACCACGUCUGUACUCGCUUCUUUUUUGUGUAUGAGGAUGGCCAAGUAGGAGACGCCAACAUCAACACCCAGGAGCCUAAGGUGCAAAAGGAGAUCAUGCGUGUGAUUGGGACCCAGAUCUACUCCAGCUAAUGGCGGUUCUCCAUACGUUCUCUCUGGCGGAGGCACACAGGCAGGCAGACAGCGAAUGUUUGGGCGAGCCGACCUCAGGCCUGAUAACUGAAGGCCGAGGGAGCUCUUGAGCACAUUAUUUCUAAAAGUCGUUUUGUUCUGGUCCUCUCAUUUUCCUCUCCCUUCUUUGUUCCUCUUCUCCGAGUGGUUACACAUUACAUGUUCAUUUAACCUUCAGUUCAGGUUUGACCUGGUUAAAGUCAGUCUCAGUUAACACACCGCUAAAGAAAAAAAAAAGAAAGUAGCCACUGGUAUGGCUCUCCACACAUGCACACACUUUCAAACCCCUGGGUCGACUGGGAUUUCUUAUUUCUUGCAGCACUUUCACUGAUCUUUUGGACUAAUUAUCUCUAUUUAUCAUUUCUCUUUGUGAAUAUCUAGUAAAAAAAAGAAAAAAAAGAAUCAUUCCAAACGAUAAUUACAUUCCUUUGUGGCAAAUAAGUGAUGGAUUUACACGCACAUAGAAGUUUGUUCUCUUAUUGUGUUUGCAAAGGCAUUAUCUCCGAUCCGUUUAUUUAAUAUUCUUUGACUAAUGACAUGAAUUAAGGUCUGUGACAUGGUUAUCUGAGGGGCGAGCACUGCUCUGUCAUUUUGUCCUUGUUCGCUCCCAGAAUCCAAUAAGCGAGGUGUGGCUUGAACUCACGCUACAUACACUGUAGGCACUUUGUUUUUGAUAACAUCAUCAAAUGUACAAAUCCAGCCAUUAACAGAACAGUGAUUUUUCACUGCAGAAUCAAGACAGAUGUCAUCGACGAUGCACUUCCAAAACCUCACAGCCCCCCAAAUGUCAAACAAACGGGAAUUUAAAAAAGAAAAAAAAUAUCUGACUGGAUGGAAGUGACAACAAGGGUCAUAAAAUAAUAUAAAAAAACAAACAGUGGAUUUAAUCUGUGGACAUGUUAUAUCUGUCGCCUAUGUUCUAUGUUUUCAAAAAACUACCAUAAUCUGUAGCGCGCCAUUAUAUUGUUCACUUUUUCUUUCAGUGGUGGAUAUCUCAUUUCAAAAUGAAUCUCUUUGUGUAUGAAGUACACUUCUCAUUGGAGUCACAAUUUACAAAAUCCACUGUACAGAAAAAUCAUGGACAACUUUACCAAACUUAUCUACUGACAGUAUCCAGUCCGGGUGAGCUCACAUCCUCCUAGCCCCUACCUGAUGGACACUGGAUGCUAUCGAUCGGCAUUAACUCUACGGUUUCACCUUGGAGAAUGGCAACCUUGUAUAGCUAAUCAAGAUUAUCAGUUAGUCAUGUACUGUAUGUAUGUAUGUAUGUACGUGUGGGUUUGUAUUUUCUUGACAUUAUACUAGACAUUGCACUUAUUCAACGUUUGCCUAAACUGGAGAAAAUGGGACUGUCCUUGGACCUGCAGAAAGUAUUUAUGGAGUCAGCAAGACUAUAAUAUCCAACAUCUUAACCAUGUCUGUACUGAGACGGGCUUUCAGUGUCUCCUGGAACUUAAAAAUUCGGACUACUGAAUGGACUUUGAGUUACCGAAAGAGAGCGAAUUGUAAAUAAGGACAAUUGGAGACCUCGUUGAAAUGUAUUGCCCUGAAAGAAGUGGACAUGUACAGCUUACUCAUUGUGUUGCGGGGGACUGUGCUAAUAGCUGACGGCUGUUUUUUUUUUUCUUUGCCAAAGAGACUUGAGCAGCGAGUCUCUUUGAGAAUCUAUUCUCCGGCUGUCUGUCUCUGGUGAGUAAUGUUUUCAAAGAUAAUGUUGACGACAAUGAUGGUGAUUAUGAUGAUGAAAGGCGACGAUGCAGGAGAAAAAAAAAAAGAAUAAAGCCUGAUUUUGCACAGUUUUACA
Sebastes umbrosus (honeycomb rockfish) is the source of this 4273-nucleotide messenger RNA. Its product is annotated as protein mono-ADP-ribosyltransferase PARP6. Gene Ontology annotation, cellular component: endoplasmic reticulum tubular network; membrane; nuclear envelope. The record is from RefSeq and is a predicted model, not a curated record. NCBI's taxonomy places the organism in Eukaryota, Metazoa, Chordata, Actinopteri, Perciformes, Sebastidae. The transcript has 23 exons. Gene Ontology annotation, molecular function: protein serine/threonine kinase activator activity; kinase binding; NAD+ poly-ADP-ribosyltransferase activity. The coding region runs from base 520 to 2430 and encodes 636 amino acids. Gene Ontology annotation, biological process: endoplasmic reticulum unfolded protein response.